ACACACCGCCGGCACGAGCCACUUUGUCCGCCAAGGCGACCGGCGAUCAAUGGAGAUGUAUGGCGCUGCAGUUCCCCGGCCUCGGCUCCUCCUCCUUCUGCUCCUCCUCCUCGCCGCCGUGUUUUGGGUCUGCGUACUCUACUUCCGUCUGUCCGCGCUCAUCAGUGGCGUGGCGAUCGCGCCGAUGGAGCGCAUGGUGUCGUUCGCAGCGCACUACGAGAGCCGUGGCGAAGACGGGAACAAAGAUUCGUGCCGGGGGCGACGCGUGUAUAUCCAUGAGCUCCCGCCGCGCUUCAACGCCGACAUGCUCGGUGGCUGCGCCAGCACGGACGGCCGCUGGCCAAACAUGUGCGAGCAAGUGAGCAACGCCGGCCUCGGGCAGCCGCUGCCCGAGCCGGAGGAUGAAGGCGAAGGGGACGGCGCGCUCUCGGGCGCGGCCGGCUGGUACGCCACGCAGCAGUUCGCGCUGGACGCCAUCUUCCACGGCCGCAUGCUACGCUACGGCUGCCUCACCAACGACUCCUCCGAGGCGGAGGCGGUGUUCGUCCCGUUCUACGCCGGUUUCGACUUCGCGCGGCACCUCUGGGGCUACGACAAUGCCACGCGGGACGCCGCCUCGCUCGACCUGGAGCGCUGGCUCGUGGGCCGGCCGGAGUGGCGCAGGGCCGGCGGCCGCGACCACUUCCUCGUGGCGGGGCGCACGGCAUGGGACUUCCGGCGCCACACCUGCCCCAGCCCGACCUGGGGCACCAACCUCCUCUUCCUGGCGGCCGCCAAGAACAUGACCGUGCUUGUCGUCGAGUCGUCGACCGCGCCCGGCCACGGCAACGACGUGGCGGUGCCCUACCCGACCUACUUCCACCCACGAGCAGACGCCGACGUCCUGCGCUGGCAGCAGAGGAUCAAGAGCGCCGGCCGCCCGUGGCUCAUGUCCUUCGUGGGCGCGCCGCGGCCGGGAGACCCGCGCUCCAUCCGGUCGCAGAUCAUCGCCCAGUGCGGCGCCUCGUCCGCGUGCCGGCAGCUGGGCUGCGCCUCUGGCGCCAGCCAGUGCCACACCCCGGCGGACAUCAUGCGGCUGUUCCAGAGCUCCACCUUCUGCCUCCAGCCGCCGGGGGACUCGUACACGCGGCGGUCGGCGUUCGACGCCAUGGUCGCCGGCUGCGUGCCCGUCUUCUUCCACCCGGCGUCCGCGUAUCUCCAGUACCGGUGGCACCUGCCGGGCGAUCACGCCACGUACUCGGUGUUCAUACCGGAGGACGGCGUGCGCGUCGGGAACGUGAGCAUCGAGGACACGCUGAGAAGGAUACCGGGAGCGGUGGUGCGGAGGAUGCAGGAGGAGGUCAUCAGGCUCGUGCCGAGGCUGGUGUACGCUGACCCGAGGUACUCGCUCGACACAGUCAAGGACGCAUUCGACGUCGCCGUCGAAGGCGUCCUAGAGAAGGUGGCGGCGGAGACGCGGAAAGCCGAAACGACGGAUCGCCGGUCGAGCUGGCUAGACAAGAUUAUUUGGUCCGAGUAACACAAUAGGUUGGUAUAAUGAUGAAGUUUUUUUUUUCUUUCUAUACCGAUGAGAAUGGUUGGUCUAAUGAAGUAUAGUAGUACAAUUUUGUGGCAGGCUUUGAGUGAUUUGAUCGGUAAUUACAGGCUUGUACGUACGAAAGGCCACGUACCAAUCUUUUUCUUCUUUUUUUGUUUAUAAAAAAAUGGUCAUCUAAUAUAGAAAUUCACCAGAAGUAUAAAGCACCUCAAACAUAUAUAUUAAUAAAAAUUAACAACCACAUUACCGCUAUGAGCCGCCAAUGCUGCUGUCGCCACUUCCCUAUCGGAGUCAGCUUGACCAUGUCGAUGACAGUCGAGAAGUCUUCGUGCACAUGCUCCUAGGACCAAAGGUUUGGAGGCGCAAUCAUCGUUGUUGAAACAUUGAAUAGAUUUAAAGCACAUGACACCAAAUCUCUACAUCAUGCACGCACGACAAGAAACCAUAAUCUUGUCGCCCCAAGGAAACAACAUGAAUCUACAUCGGAGCUCCGUCGACUACGUCCAGACGGACCAACUCGAGGAGGAUCGAAGCCUGAAAGAUGAAAUCGAAGAAGAAGCACGACCAUCCCGCUGAGCGCCGCACCUGCGAGGACUAAACCCCUAACCUAAACUACUAGCCAGAGCGGAGGCUCGGGAUUCCCCUCCCCAUUGGAAGGUAGAGGGGAGGAUAAUCGAGGG
Molecule: messenger RNA, 2217 nt
Organism: Aegilops tauschii subsp. strangulata
Lineage: Eukaryota; Viridiplantae; Streptophyta; Magnoliopsida; Poales; Poaceae
Product: xyloglucan galactosyltransferase KATAMARI1 homolog
Molecular function (GO): glycosyltransferase activity
Source: RefSeq, a predicted model, not a curated record